Molecule: messenger RNA, 939 nt
Organism: Rotaria sp. Silwood2
Lineage: Eukaryota; Metazoa; Rotifera; Eurotatoria; Philodinida; Philodinidae
Source: the annotation of a GenBank genome assembly
AUGCCCGAUGUUGUUGCUAAUCAUGUCGAUGAUUAUUUAUGUACAUCAUUUGAAAUGAAUAAAGAUAAAACAACAUAUAUAACUGCAUUUAAUCCAUCGGCUACAUCAAAAGAUGCUCAUCAUAUUUUACUUUUUGGAUGUACCGAACCAGGAAGUGAAAAAAAAAUUUGGAAUUGUGGUGAAAUGGCAAAUACAGAUGACUCUUCUGCAGAAAGUUAUGAAACAGCACCAACAUGUGCUUCAGGCUCGACUAUUAUAUAUGCUUGGGCAAUGGAUGCUGAAAAAACUGAAUUACCUAAAGAUGUCGCUUUCAAAGUUGGUGGUUCAACCCCAAUUAAAUAUCUUGUAUUACAAGUUCAUUAUGCAAAUCUUGACAAGUUCAAAGAAGUAUUUGAAGUUGCUUGCAAAAUUCGACAAGAUAUUGUAAUGCAUCCAUUUGCUUUUCGAACUCAUGCACAUAAAUUAGGUCUCGUUAACUCUGGUUAUCGUGUACGUGGUAAGAAUGAUGAUCAAGAAUGGACUGAAAUAGGUCGACGUUCACCACAAUUACCACAAAUGUUUUAUCCAGUUCAAAAAGAUAUAACUAUUCAACAAGGUGAUUAUGUUGCAGCUGCUUGUACUAUGUAUAAUACAAAUUCACAUAUUGUUGAAAUUGGUUCAACUGGUAGUGAUGAAAUGUGCAAUUUUUAUAUGAUGUAUUGGGUCGAUGGUGACCAAUUAUUGGAUGAAGAUGUUUGUACAAGUCCUGGACCUCCACAAUAUUAUUUUGGCCGUGAUCGACAUUUAAAUGUUGACAAAAUUCCUGAAGAUGCAUUUCGUAUUCCACCACCACCAAAUGGUCCAGCACCUGGUGAACCUUUACAAGGUGGUCAUCAUAUGAUGAUGCAACAUGAAGAACGACCACGCAAAAAACAAUAUCGUUAUCGAUCUAUCAAGUAG